Pleurotus ostreatus (oyster mushroom) is the source of this 1467-nucleotide messenger RNA. RefSeq lists its product as uncharacterized. The record is from RefSeq and is a predicted model, not a curated record. Lineage: Eukaryota; Fungi; Basidiomycota; Agaricomycetes; Agaricales; Pleurotaceae. The transcript has 11 exons. The coding region runs from base 1 to 1467 and encodes 488 amino acids. Gene Ontology annotation, molecular function: monooxygenase activity; iron ion binding; heme binding.
AUGACCCUCGUACUUGCUUUUACUGAGGCCCUGGGCUUGCUAGCGACAUACCUGCUCUUUACAACGAUAUACAACAAACUCAGUCGCAAACAGCCGUUCCCGUUCCCCCUUCCUCCUAGCCCUCCUGCUGAUCCCCUCAUCGGCCACCUGAGGAAAAUACCGCUGGUACAUGCGGAGCACACCUUUGUCGAAUGGGCAAAGAAAUACGGUGAAGUGACUUACCUGAACAUCUUGGCCCGGCAUGUGGUAGUUCUGAAUAGUAGAGAGGCGGCGUACGAACUUCUCGAGAAGCGAGGCGCCUUGCACAGCGAUAGGCCUGAUAUGAUUGUCUGGGACAUAAUGGGAUGGGGAAACGCACUGACCUUCCUCCAUUAUGGCGACCGUUUCAGGAGGCAAAGAAAGCUGAUGAACUCGCACUUGUCGGCGAAAGCCUGCACCCAGUAUAAGCCAAUGCAGUUGGAGAAUGCACACCUUCUCGUAGGCCACCUUAUGGAGGCUAAGGGCGAGUAUGCACAUGCGCUAACCCACUUUUCUACUGCUAUCAUCAUGCGGAUAACUUAUGGUCACCAGAUUUCGUCUGAUGGCGAUGAAUAUGUCGUGUUAGCAGCUAAUGCCCAAGCGUCGGGGGAGGAAAGUGGAGUGCCAGGCGGGACACCCAUCGAUUAUUUCCCUAUACUUCAAUAUCUUCCCUCGUGGUUCCCCGGCACGCACUACGCUUACGUAGCCCGCAAAUGGCAGAACCAUGUCCAAAGAUUCAGGAACAUUCCUUUCGAAUAUGUGGUCACACAAAUGGCGGAGGGAACAUCAAAACCCUCAUUCCUCAGUAACAUGCUUGGGCGAUUCAAUGGGCGUACGUUAUCCGACGAAGAGCGAGAAGACUUGAAGGAUGCUGCCGCCGUUAUGUACAGUGCUGGAGCAGGAACUACUUCCGCAAUUCUUGGCCUAUUUUUCAUGGCCAUGCUGGAGAAUCCAGAGUGCCAGAAGUUGGCGCAAGACGAGAUCGAUCGGGUAGUUGGGAAGGACAGACUUCCGACAUUCGAAGAUCGUGCCUCAUUGGUAUAUGUUGAGUGCCUAGUGCAGGAGCUAUUUCGAUGGAACCCCAUUAUCCCUCUAGGCUUGAUGCACCGCUCAAUCGAGGACGAUGUUUAUAAGGGUAUGUUCAUACCAAAAGGCUCGCUCAUCUAUCCGAACGUACUGGCGAUGUCACUCGAUGAAAACUAUUCCGACCCUACUGCUUUCAACCCGUCCAGAUUCAUGCCCAAGUUAGAUGGCGGGGGCGGCGAGCCGCCUUUUCCCUCUGCCUUUGGUUUCGGAAGAAGGAUAUGUCCUGGGAGACACUUAGCGUAUGCCAGUGUUUGGAUCGCUGUGGCUACCAUUCUAUCGACGCUCAACAUCACUCGCAAGAAGGACAAGGAAGGGAAUGAUAUCCCCUUCCAUCUCGAGUUCGCAUCGGGUAUAACCAAGUAG